Molecule: messenger RNA, 2672 nt
Organism: Xyrauchen texanus (razorback sucker)
Lineage: Eukaryota; Metazoa; Chordata; Actinopteri; Cypriniformes; Catostomidae
Product: heterogeneous nuclear ribonucleoprotein A0-like
Exons: 1
Coding region: 89-985 (298 amino acids)
Molecular function (GO): RNA binding
Source: RefSeq, a predicted model, not a curated record
CAAAUAGACACGCCCCCAAGUUUCGAACGCAAACUAUUUCUUUCCUUCCGUCUUGAGUGAGCACGGUCAGUACGUCCAUUGUAAGAAAAUGACUAACCAGCUUUGUAAACUGUUCGUCGGUGGCCUAAAUGUCCAAACAACCGACGAAGGCUUGCGGAGUCACUUUGAACAGUAUGGGCAGCUAACCGAUUGCGUGGUAGUGAUGAACCAGCCGCUUCAGCGCUCCCGUUGCUUCGGCUUUGUAACGUACUCGAGCACCGAGGAAGCGGACGCCGCCAUGUCUGGUAGGCCGCAUGUCGUAGAUGGCAACACCGUGGAUCUGAAGAGAGCGGUGGCCCGGGAAGACGCCGGUAGACCCGAGGCUCUGGCCAAAGUCAAGAAAAUCUUUAUCGGGGGUUUGAAAGAUGACAUCGAGGACGAGCACCUCAGUGACUAUUUCUCCCAGUUCGGUGCCAUCGAGAAGGCUCAGGUAAUUACCGACAAAGACACCGGGAAGAAACGUGGUUUCGGCUUUGUCUACUUCGAGGACAACGACUCGGCCGAUAAAGCCGUCGUGAUGAAGUUCCACACGGUUGGUGGACACAAGGUGGAGGUGAAGAAGGCGCUCACCAAGCAGGAGAUGCAAGGGGCCGGUGGUCGCGGCGGGAGGGGAGGCCGUGGUAUGGACCGACCUCAAAGUGGCUAUGGCGGCGGUAGAGGCGGUUACUAUGGCGACUAUCAGAAUGGUGGCUACGGAGGUGGAUACGCGAACAGUGGCAGCAACGAAAGCCAAGUGGGCUACGGGAGCUACGGUGGAGGCUAUACCGAUCAGAUGGCCGGCGGGUACGGCAGCGGGAAUGGCUACAGUGACUUCGGUGCGGAAUAUGGACAGCAGCCUUCGGCUUACGGUGCCAUGAAAGCGGGGUAUGGCGGCAGGAGCACUGCGCCAUAUACACGUGGUGGAGGAGGCGCUGGAUAUGGAAGGGGUGGUUAUGGCGGAUAUUAGAAGAACCAAUGUGACUCUUUGUCCUUUUUACACUUGCAACUGGACUUUCCAAAACAAAUCGUUUGAUCGGGGUAUUGGUAGUAUGGUUUAUAUGGGUUAACUGUGAGGUGUAUUAUUUGGCAACUUCUUUUUUUUUUUUUUUUUCUUCCCACGUUGCCAUUUAUGUUGAUGUUCGGUGCCAUUUGUAGUACGCGCAGAAACCAGUUUUGUUUUUUUUAUAUAUAUAUAAAAAUAAAUUGUGGUCACAAACUUUUUUUUUUUUUUGCCCAGGCCGAAAUGUAACCGGUUCAUUGCCAGACCAAUAUUUAGUAUUGAGAUGCAACUCAGGGGUAAUAACGAAAUUUACGCAGGUUUUUUUUUUUUGUUUCUCCAGAUCCUCUUUGAAAUGUUGUUGUGUUGUGUGUGGUGUUUUUUUUUUUUUUUUAUUCAUAACUGUAAUUUAAUUUUUUAACGCUAUUGUACAGUUCACAUUUGUAAAAAAAAAAAAAAGUUUUUAGUCUUUCUUUUUUAUAUUUUUGAUCCAACCGUGACCAUACUAUAAAUCUUUUAACCAUUAAAUUGACUUUGAUAAGCUUUAGUCUGUUUGACUCUCUCUCCUACUCUAAAUUUAAUCUGAAUUGGUGACUUCCAUAAUAGUUUGAAGUGUUUGUUUGUGGACUCUAGCUUGUGUAACAAUUCCCUGCAGCAUUGUCUUUGAAAUCUUGUCUUACAAUAUACACCUCUCAAGACACAUUACAUCAAAGCCUUGCAAUAUCAAACAAUGAGAUUUUCAACAAUCUUGAUGCAUUGGUUCUGUACACAUGUAACUUCACCCCAUUAAAUAAAUAGUGCACCCCAAAAUGAAAAUUCUCAUAAUUUACACACCCUCAUGCCAUCCCAGAUGUGUGACUUACUUUCAGAAGAUUUCUAGAAUGUCUCCGCUCUCUAGGUCUGAACAAUGCAAGUGAAUGGGUGCCACAAUUUUGAAGCUCCAAAAUCCACAUAAAUGCAGCAUAAACGUACUCCAAACAUAAUAUAAGUGUGGGUGAGAUACAGAUCAAUAUUUAAGUCAUUUUUAAUCUAAUUAUCCUCUCUGCCCAUUUGGGGGGUGAUAUGCCCAAAUAAUGUGAAUCGCCAAAUACAGGAGAAAGUCAAAUAAAAUGACUUAAAUAUUGAUCUGUUCCUCACCCAAACUUAUAUUUGAACACAUUGAUUUAACCACUGAAGUACUUUUAAUGUUGCCCUUAUUUGGAUUUUGGUCACCCUUCACUUGUGUUCUGCAGAAGACGAAGUCCUUCAAAUCUGAAAUGGCAUGAAGGUGAGUGAUGAGAAUUUUCUUUUUGGGGGGAAACUAUCCCUUUAAAUGUGGUUCAAAACAGACCCUAGUGAAAUGUAGAUGCUUUUUAUAAAAGGUACUUUUUUGAAAGAAAUAAUUAAAAUUAUAAUUUUGUGAAAAGAGUUUCACAUGCACUGAAAAUUGAGUUUUGGGUGACUAAAAAAUACUGUUCACCAGAAAUAUGGAAAAUUUCACUGUUUGGUGGUAAAAUAUGAAACGGCUCUACAACUCUACCCACACAAGUACAAUGAACUAGUAUAAAAUGUUUUGACAAAUUUGACAACCUUAUGUACUCUAUAUUGCAGAAAUACACUAUAUUUGAAUAUAUGCAACUAUAUUUGUUGUUUGGAGUGGUGACGAGUACUAGAAAAU